Ilex paraguariensis (yerba mate) is the source of this 469-nucleotide messenger RNA. NCBI's taxonomy places the organism in Eukaryota, Viridiplantae, Streptophyta, Magnoliopsida, Aquifoliales, Aquifoliaceae. The record is from the annotation of a GenBank genome assembly.
AUGAGGGUAAUCAAAGCUCACCAGCGGAGCAGAGUCGAUCAAUUCUACGGCAUUGACGUCAGCAACACAGAGCUGGAAGAGUCUGAAGGGACGGUGUUGGACCAGGUUUUAGUGGGCCAUAACCACCAGUUGCGCUUUUCUAGGGAAUUGAAGGAUCGGUGGGAGAUUUCACAGGAAGAUUUCGGGAAUUUGUGGUGGGGUUUGGGGUUGGUAGAAGAAGAGGUGGGAUCCACACAGGUUUGUAGGGUUUGGAGGUGGAGGAAGAGGAAGAGGAAGUGUGGCUAUGGCGGGGAACGCAAAUGAGAGUUUGUUGAGGAAGAUCUGGGUAUGCAUUUCCAUAUCUUGAGAUGUUCUCUUUUUUUUGUUUGGCUUAGUGAGAGAUUCGGAUUGUGGGUUUGGGAUUCUCCAUUGUUGAUCUUGAUCAAGCCAGGAAGAACCAGAUUUGGGAGGGGGGAGAGAGAGAGAGAGA